Molecule: messenger RNA, 9413 nt
Organism: Hypanus sabinus (Atlantic stingray)
Lineage: Eukaryota; Metazoa; Chordata; Chondrichthyes; Myliobatiformes; Dasyatidae
Product: trichohyalin-like
Exons: 2
Coding region: 6633-7940 (435 amino acids)
Source: RefSeq, a predicted model, not a curated record
GCGGGGCCAAGCUAACUAACACCUGGAUUGAAGAGGAAACACAAAUAGACAUCAGCAAAAGUCUCCAAAUAUUCUGUUGAUCAAAGCUGCAGGCCAAGUGCUGGAAGAUGGAAUCAAGAUGGAUGGGUACCCAUAGGUCCGCAUGGAUGAGAUGGCCUACUUCCAUGAUUAUGACUUUAUUUUAGAUCUGUGAAUUAGAAUCAGAAUCAGGAUUUAAUAUCACCUGCAUAUGUCAUGAAAUUUAUUGUGCGGCAGCAGUACAAUGCAAUGCAUGGUAAUAAAAGUAAUAAAUUACAAUAAGAAAUAUAUAUAAUAAAUAAUUUGUGCAGAAAGAGAGGGAAAUACUGAGGAAGUAUUGCAGACCAUUUAUUCCUACAAAGCAAAACCUAUCAUUAUAAAUGACAGUGAUUCAAUGUCCAUUCAGAAAUCUGAUGCUGGAGGGGAAGAAACUAUUCCUGAAAUGUUGAGUGUGUGUCUUCAGGCCCCUGUACCCCCUCCAUGGUGGUAGCAAUGAGAAGAGGGCAUGCCCUGGGUUACCGGGGUCCUUAAUGAUGGAUCCACUUUUUUGAGGCAUUGCCUAUUUGAAGGUGUCCUGGAUGUUGAUGAGGCUGGUGCCCAUGAUGGAGUUGGCUGAGUUUACAACUUUCUGUAGCUUUUUCCAAUCCUGUGCAAUGGCCCCUCCAUUACCAGAUGGUGAUGCAACCAGUACAUCUGAAGAAAGUUGCGAGUGUUUACAGUGACAUAUCAAUUCCCCUAAAACUCCUAAUGAAACAUGGUGGCUGAUAUGCCUUCUUUGUAAUUGCAACAAUAUGUUAGGCCAAGGAUAAAUCCUCAGAGAUGUUGACACCCAUGAAUUUAAAACUGUUCACCCUUUCCAAUGCUGAUCCCUCAAUGAGGACUGGUGUGUGUUCCCUCAGCUUCCCCUUUCUGAAGUCCACAAUUAAUUGCAGAGGGAGGUACAGAGACCCAGGUUUUGGAGCUUGUCGAUUAGAACUGAGGGGACAAUUGUGUUGAACACUGAGCUGUAAUCAAUAAAAAGCACCCUGAUUUAAGUAUUACUAUUGUCUGGAUGAUCCAAGGCUAAGUGGAGAGCCAGAGAGAUUGCAUCUGCUGUAGACUUAUUGUGCUGAUAAGCAAAUUGCAGCAGGUCCAGGUCCUUUCUUAGGCAGGAGUUGGUUCUGGCCAUGACCAACCUCUCAAGGCACCUCAUCACAGCAGAUGUGAAUGUCACUGGGUGAGAGUCGUUGAGGCAGCUCACUCUACUCUUAUGAUUGUCACACUUUUGAAGCAGAUGGGAACCUUCAACUGCAGCAGUGUCAGAUUAAAGAUGCCCUUAAACAUUUCCAAAAAUUGGUUGGCACAGGUUUUCAGAGCCUCACUAGGUACACCAGCCUGGCACCUUAUGAGGGUUCUCCCUCUUGAAAGUUGUUCUGAUGCCGGCCUCUGAGACAGAGAUCACAGGCAGAUGCUGUAGGGAUUCACACAGAUGUAGUUUUAUUCUCCUAUUCAAAGCAUGCAUAAAAGGUUUUGAACUCAUCUGGGAGUGAAACAUCACUGUCAUUCAUGAUGAUAGGUUUUGGUUUGUAGGAAUAAAUGGUCUGCAAACCCUGACAGAGCUGACAUGCAUCCUAUUCCAUCUCUAACCUCAGUCAGAAUUGUUUUUUUCACUCUUAAGAUAGCUUUCCAUAGGUCAUACCUGGGUUUCUUGUAUAGUUCUGGAUCUCUGGUCUUGAAUUUCACAGAUCUAGCCCUCAGCAGACUAUGAAUCUCCUGGCUCCUGGUUCCUGGUUCAUCCACAGUUUUUGGUUGGGAUAUGUCCAAUAUGUUCUCUAAGGCACAUAUUCAUAUACACAGGUCUUGAUGAAGUUAAUGACAACUGUGGCAUAUUCAUUCAGAUUUGAAUAUUGCCCGGUCCACCAACUCAAAGCAAUCCUGUAAGUGCUCCUCCGGUUCACAUGUCCAUACCUUCUUGGUCCUCACAGGUGCUGCUGUCCAUAGUCUCUGCCCAUAUGCUGGGACUAGAAGUACGGCCAGAUGAUCAAAAUUUCCUAAGUGUGGGCAUGGGGUGGCACGGUAAGUGUUCUUGAUGGUAGUAUAACAGUGGUCAGGUGUGUUGACUCCUCUGGUUUCACAGGUGAUAUGUUGGUGUAGUUAUUCAGAUAUUUCUUCAAGUUAACUUGGUUGAAAGCCCCCACAAUGAUAAGGAAGGCAUCAGGCUACACUUUAUUGUGCCUGCUGAUAACAGAGUAUAGCUCCUCCAGUGCCCGUCUGACGCUGGUCUGAGGUGGAAUGUACACCACAGCCAAGAUGAUGGUGAAAAACUCCCUCAGCGUGUAAAAAGAAUGAUAUUUGACUGCUAGAUGUUCCAGGUUGGGUGAGCAGGACUGAGACAGAACCACUACAUCUGUGCACUAUGAUGAGUUAAUUAUAAAGCAUACUCCAUUUCCUCUGCCUCAUCUAUCCUACCUUUACAGUGAAUGGUAAAGCCAAAAUGGUGAGGGAUAGCCAAUUUUCCAUGAAGCAAAGUACGUAACAGGUGUAACUUGGGCAAAUUUGUGUUGCAUUGUCUCCAAUGCUCAUCCAAUCUAAGUGUAUUAAUCUCCUCUCAACAUUGUUGAUGCACCAUCUAAGCAAAGGCUCAUAAAAUUAUAACAUAUGUUGCUUUGCAGACCAUUUAUUUAGAUAUAAAAAGGACCGUUUAUUUGUUUUAUAUUUUCUUCUAUGCCUAACCCUGAAUUUUUAAUGUUCUCAGUAUGUUGAUUCCCCAAAUACUUCUGAAUCGCAAUUGCUACAUUUCAGGCAGAAGCAUUAAGUAUCACAUUUAAACUAUUCUGCAUUUGGUAUCUGCAUUAAAACAAUUCAUUAUGCAUUAAUGCAAUGUGCUAACUCUCAGCUUCUGCCAAAUGACGUCAACACUAUUUCUACCACAAUCUAAAAUCACUGUCUAUUUUGUUAUCCUACUUUUGAAAUCUUUUCCCCAUAUGGUCUAGUGGUUAGGAUUUUCUGGUUUUCACCCAGGCAGCCUGGGUUCAACUCUUAGUAUGGAACUAAGUCUUUGGGGUGGCAUGGUAAUGUGGUGGUUAGUGGCAGUGGUCACCGAUUGGGGUUCAAUUAUCACCGCUGUCUGUACGGACUUUGUGCAUUCUUCCUGUGGCUGUGUGGGUUUCUGGAUGCUCCAGUUUCCUCCUACAUUCCAACAAUGUACGGUGAGGGUUAGUAUGUUGUGGGUAUCCUAUGUUGGCACCAGAAGUAUGGUGACACUUGUAGGCUGCCCCCAUACUCCUCAUUGAUUUGAUUUGAUGCAAAUGACAUAUUUCACUGUAUAUUUUGAUGUACAUGUGACAAGUCAAGCUAAUCUCUCAUUUUAUCCAUCUUCAUCAUCUAUGUGAUUUCAUCCUUAACUACCCAACUCUCAGCUUCCUUUCUACCUUCUUCCUUAUUUGUAGAACUUGUAACCUCGUAUAUUUCAUUUCCACUCAUUGGCAUAGUGCAGGAAUACUUAAGCAUUGACAAACAUGUCACACACUCUAAGUUAAAAUACUAUAUAUCUUCAAUUUGAAGAUUGCUGUAAGCAACUUUCACUACACUCUCUAAUCUGUCCUACAAUACUUCAUCCACGUUUGCUUCAAAAUUGAAUCCAAUCCCAAUUGCAGAUAUUUUUCAAAUAAAAGUGUGCAUGAAAGAGGUUUUCACAGUUUACACACUGCUUACUGUGUUGGGAACUUUCAUGCACAGUUCCCCUUAGAAUGACUGACAUUUUGCCUCCUAAUAAUGUCAUCCCAUGCAUAGUGGACCUUUUCACAAUUAAAAAUCUAAGUUGGUACAUUGAAGUGGAACCUAUAAUGUUCACUUGCUAACCAUAAGAAAAUAAAGACUAAACCCCACACAAAUAUGGCAAAGAACCAAAACCAAAGGGCCUCAAUGUCAUUCACAGCCUCUGUCAGAACAUUUUUACCAUUGAAUUCACAUGUUUGCUCAAUCAUUACAGCUUUCCUAUAAUAUACAGUACAUCUCAGUGUGAGAUACUGUGAAGAAUGCCAGAUUAAUCAGUCACUGUGUGGGAACACUUUUGCAGCACAGGACUUGUUCAGUGAAUUGGAUGUGGAAGUGGCCAGACACAGUAGAGAUUGCAGUUUCCCUGCUUCCUAUACUUGCCCUUACCUCCAUGAUAACCUUUUCUACAGCUGGUCUGUGGCUACGAUAAAGGGAGUAUCUUCCCAGUUGUCAAUGCAGCAGUGAUGCAGCACCUGUUCCAGAUAGAUAGAGAUACUUUAUUGAUCCUGUUACAUCCAUGACCCCCUCCUUUUUGAGAAUCGCAGGAUCGCUAUUGAUUCGGGUCAGGAGGCCCAGAAAAUGAGAGAGAGACACACAGAUUCCUCAAUGUUUGGAAUGUGUCCUGGGCCUCCGAGAGACAAAGCCAUGGUUAACUGCCAUUAUCUCUUGGAGACGGAAUUGUGUAUCGAAUACUGUACAAUUCAUUGAAGCCCCAGGCAAUGAACAGAGGGGAUUGGUGGAGGGAUUGCAUCAUCCCAACCUGAUUGACACCUGAGACCCUGUGAGUCAGGAUAAAAGAGGGUCUGGGGAACAGCCCCUUCAGACGCACCAGAAGAAAUGCUAGAACUCCUGUAACAGCGUAAUAGCGAAAGCCGGUGGAAAAGCCCACACGUGUCCUUUUCCAUUUGCCUCGGGAUUGGUGGGCCUUUACCACGGAAGCAUGGCUUUAGCUAACAACAAAGGGGAAAUCAGUCCCCCAACGACUCUCGAAGGAUUGACAUCAUAAAAGGACUGGGCAAGUUAAACAUCCAUCUUUCUCUCCAACCAAAAAGCUGCAGCUUGAAUGAACUUGAGUGACUUUUAUAUUUCCAUCGGACAAUACAUUAUCCCCUAGACAACGAUUGAGCUAUUUCUUAUUGAUUAUUAUUAUACCGGCGCUUUUAGAUUUAGUAUUGACGACGUAUAUUAUCUGUAUGUUUGCAUUGAUAUUAUUUUUGUGUAUUUUUAUCAAUAAAUAAUGUUAAAAAUGGUACCAUCAGACUUCAACGGACCUCUCUAUCUGUGCUGGUAAGUGACCCAGUUACGGGGUACGUAACAAUUGGGGUUCUCGUCUCGAGAUUUGACACCAAAUUGGGAGACCAGUCUUGGGCUUGUAAGUCUAAAUUUGGAUCUGGUUAUGCGGGUGGCCAGACGGGAAACCAGCAAAGAUGGACGUGGAUGAAUUUAUAGAAAACCUGACUCUAGAGGCACUAGAGGCGGCCACCAAAUCGGACUUGAUAAAUCUGGCAAAAGGGCUAAACCUCGCAGAGGUGAGGUUGUCCAUGAAAAAGCGGGAGGUGCGAAGGGCAAUAACUCAGUAUUAUAUUGGGAAGAAUGUGUUUGCAGCUGAGGUAUUGGAAAAUAUCCCUGAAAAGGUACCAGCUAGUGGGAUGGCUCAGUUAGAGUUGGAGAAAUUAAGGUUGGAACAUGUAAUUGAGUUAAAGCAGCUGGAAGCAGCCGAGAAAGAGAAAGAAAGAGCCGAGAGAGAGAAAGAAAGGGCCGAGAGAGAAAGGGAGCAUGCGCUCCACCUAAAGGAGUUAGAGGUGAAACAGGAGCAUGAGCUCCAGCUAAAGGGGUUAGAGGUGAAAAAAGAACAGGACAGGGCUGAGAAACAAAGAGAGCAUGAAAUUCAGUUAAAACAGCUGGAAGCAGCUGAGAAAGAGAAAGAGAGAGCCAAAAAGGAGAGAGAGGCAGAGAAACAGAGGAAACACGACUUGGAGAUGGAGAAGUUAAGGUUAGGGCAAAGAGAUCAAGGGUCAGACCGAGAGGAGCGGUUUAAUGUUAGUCGGGAGUUGAGGUUAGUACCUCCGUUCGAAGAGAUGGAUGUUGAUAGUUAUUUCUUGCUUUUUGAAAAGGUGGCAGUGAAUCAGAAGUGGCCCAAAGAGCAGUGGGUGGCGCUGUUACAAAGUGUGUUAAAAGGGAAGGCACAACGAGUAUAUACGGCAUUGUCCAUGGAGGAGGGAGAGGAGGAGAGUUAUGACAAAGUAAAGGCGGCCAUUCUCCGGAGUUAUGAGUUAGUACCUGAAGCAUAUAGACAAAAGUUCAGAAAUUUAAAGAAAGGGUGGAAUCAGAUGUAUACCGAGUUUGCCUAUGAAAAGGGGGUGCUCUUGGACCAUUGGUGCACAGCAGAAACAGUGGAAGAGGAUUAUUGGCAUCUCAGGGAGUUAAUUCUGAUUGAGGAAUUUAAAGGUUGUGUUUUGGAGGAUAUCCGGAUGUAUUUGAAUGAGAAGCCGAAUAAGUCCAUCUCAGAAUUUGCUAGGUUCGCAGAUGAAUAUACCCUAACCCACAAGACAAAGUUUUCCUCGAAUAAAAGUUCCCAGAGAGACCAUGGGAACGAUAGAGAAAGCCCCCUGGCUGAGGCAGAGGUCCCACCGGGAGCUAGUGGUAAGAUUGCAGGGGAGAGGCAAGACGGCUAGAGAUUUCUGGGCUUGACCUGUUUUAAUUGUGGAAAGGCGGGACAUAUUGCAUCUAGGUGCUUUGCUCCGAGGAAGGAGACAGGAAAAGGGAAAGCCGCGGUCCCUAUCGGAUGUGCCGUAAUAAUCAGUAAAUCGACAAGAGAGCCCCGGGUAGACAGAGUACAAGAAGGGUCUGAGACCUGUAUGUCAAAUGGAACCGUGUCUGUGAGGGAGGGAGACACACCAGUUCCAGUACGGAUCUGGAGAGACACGGGGGCUGAACUAACAUUGAUCAGUAGUAAGGUACUAGAUUUUGGUCGCAAGACGAGAAUGGUAGCUGUGAAAGGAAUAGGAAAAGGGACAGAAAUGGUGCCCUUGCAUAGGAUCAUUAUGGAUUGUGAGUUGGUAUCUGGACCAGUUGAAAUGGGGGUGCGAUCAGAAUUCCCGAGAACUGACGCGGACGUCCUUCUGGGUAAUGAUUUAGCCGGUGGUAAGGUUUGGGCAGCAAUGACGCUGACGAGACAGCCGGUGAAUGUUGAGGCUCCUCCCCUAGAUUCCAAGAUCUAUCCCGCAUGCGCAAUCACUCACAGCAUGUCGAGAAAGGCAGCUGAGACAGAGAGCGGUUUAAAUCAGGCCAGUAUCGAUUUGGCCGAGACGUUUUUACCGACCCUGUAUCAAGAGGGUGGGAAAACGGAGAAUAGGAAAGUGAAAGAGAGUAAGGGAGAGGGGGUAGACCUGCCCUUAGCGAGGAGAAAAGUUCUAGAGGCACGAAAUAAAGAUGAGAAACAGAUAGAGCUGUUAAAACGUCCAGAGUUGGACAUGGAUGAUCUGUCUUGUUUGGCAGAACUGUUUGAAGAAGUUGAAAAUUCUAAAGGUGUUCCCGAUAAUGAAAUGUGGGCAGUCCUAGAUGAAAAGGAUGCCAUUACCUUGAAGAAGUCUGCUGGGUUGGCAGAUGAGGUUUCAGCCCGCGGGGUUGAGUUUACUCCGAAAGGGAGUUGCCCAGAAAGUAGCUGGGAGAAUCAGGGGAAUUUAGAAUUUGGACCGGGUACGGGUAUUGAAAGCCUAGAAGAGGCAAAUGUCCUGUUUGAGUGUGUCCAAGAUGUGGAUGCACAUGGUACUGAACCUAGUAAUGGAGCUCAGAAAAAGUCUGAGGUAUUUGAUUCAGUUGAAAAGGAAUGCAGUCCUUGUGGGUCAGAUAGACUUGGUUCAGUGAAGAAAGGGUUAACCUUGGUAAUAGUGGGAAGUGAGAGUUCCCAGGUGUUUGUGCUCGAAGGUGUGUUAAAAGUUAGUGGGGAGAUCAAAAGUAGGGAGAUGAAUAUUAUUAUUGAAGGAAAAGGGAAAUAUGUAGUUCCCAAAUUGAAUGAAGAAAAUUUAAAGGCUGGAUUGAUAUCAAAGGCAGCAACCAGGCUACAGAGACAAUGGUGUGGUACCACAAAGCCUGCGAAUAAUUACGGGUUGAGUUGGAAGGUAACGGGGCCCCACAUGCUAUUGUUAUUCCAGAGUGUGGUGUGAAAAGGCAGAACUUGAAAUGCUGUUUGAACAAAGAGUUCGAACUGAAAACUAAUAGCCUGAAGGGUCCUGAAGAGAAAACUAGCAACUUGCAUAAAAUUAAAGAAUUGGGUGGAAAUUCAGAUGUUGGUCUAAGUUUAGGACACAUUGUUGAUAAAAUAACUCCUAUGGAAGGAGUGGACGAAAGCCUAUUUCGCCAGGGUGCCCAAGCUCCCCACAUGGGAAUUAACCGGAAAAGAGGCGAGGGUUAAUGGGGACACCAUUUUUAAAUAGCAAAAGCUAGUUUUACGGGAUUUCAACAAAGCAUGUGAAUAAUAAAGACAACCCCGUGGAAGCCUGCCUGUUAAGUUUGAAAGCAACAUAAAGAUUAGUAUUUGCAUGAACUUUUGUAGUAUACCCGUAAGCUAAGAUCAUAACUCUUUAGUUUUUGUUUGCUAAAGAAAAAUAAGACCUACAAAUAGUUGGUUACUAAAUUGGAGUCUGAUGCUUUAGUAAGGUACAAGAUGUUCAGGUAUUAAAGGAAGUGACAAUGCAAUCGGUAACCAUCUAGAUACUGAAUUGAAUGUAUAAUUGUAUUACUCUGUAGAAAAAAAACUUUGGUAUUGUGUUAGAUUCUAAAAUCAUGUAAGACUCUGUAUUACUUCGUUUUUUUCCGAUGGUAAAAAACGCGUUGAAGAAAGGGGGUGUUACGCUCGUGGUCCCCUCCUUUUUGAGAAUCGCAGGAUCGCUAUUGAUUCGGGUCAGGAGACCCAGGAAAUGAGAGAGAGACACGCAGAUUCCUCAAUGUUUGGAAUGUGUCCUGGGCCUCCGAGAGACAAAACCACGGUUAACGGCCAUUAUCACUUGGAGACGGAAUUGUGUAUUGAGUACUGUACGAUUCAUCGAAGCCCACAGGCAAUGAACAGAGGGGGUUGGUGGAGGGAUUGCAUCAUCCCAACCUGAUUGACAACUGAGACCCUGUGAGUCAGGAUAAAAGAGGGUCUGGGGAACAGCCCCUUCAGACGCACCCGAAGAAAUGCUAGAGUUCCUGUAACAGCGUAAUAGCGAAAGCCGGUGGAAAAGCCCACAUGCGUCCUUUUCCAUUUGCCACGGAAUUGGUGGGCCUUUACCACGGAAGCAUGGCUUUAGCUAACAACAAAGGGGAAAUCAGUCCCCCAACGACUCUUGAAGGAUUGACAUCAUAAAAGGAAUGGGCAAGUUAAACAUCCAUCUUUCUCUCCAACCAAAAAGCUGCAGCUUGAAUGAACUUGAGUGACUUUUAUAUUUCCAUUGGACAAUACAUUAUCCCCUAGACAACGAUAGAGCUAUUUCUUAUUGAUUAUUAUUAUACCGGCGCUUUUAGAUUUAGUAUUGAUGACAUAUAUUAUCUGUAUGUUUGCAUUGAUAUUAUUUUUGUGUAUUUUUAUCAAUAAAUACUGUUAAAAAUAGUACCAUCAGACUUCAACGGACCUCUCUAUCUUUGCUGGUAAGUGACCC